AUGCCGCAGCGCCCAGUCUACUCUGAUGAGUAUGAGCUCGCUGGCCGCGACUCGUAUGACUCUGAUGAUAUUUACGAUGAAGCCGACUUUCAGUCGCAACUCUUCUUCGAUUUAGACGAAGCCGACUUCCAGUCGCGAGGACAGACAAGUCCUUCCUACAUUAAUCGACCGACCUGCUAUGCCUUUGUUGGCAUUCUCCUGGCGCUGGUCUUAUUCACUGCGCUCUUUUCAGAGCCUUCAUACACAAAACCACCGGCUCAUUACCAGUCUUUGAAAGCACGGAUUGAAGGCUCCGAAGAUUAUGGGCGCGCAAAUCCAGAGAAUCAAAAGAUCUUCAUCGCUGCUAGCAUAUACGAUGAAGGUGGCCAUCUUCUUGGGGGAGCAUGGGGGGAAGCGGUGCUGAAGCUCAUCAAUAUACUUGGCAAUAGAAAUGUGUUCUUAAGCAUUUAUGAGAACACCAGUGGUGAAGGCGGCCAGGUUGCUCAAUUCAAGUUCGAGAGGAGGGUCCAAUGUCAGCACAGUAUGGUUCUCGAAGAUUCGCCGCCCCUUGAAGAGCUUCAGCGUAUCAGGCUUCCCGAUGGGUCUGAACGGACCAAGCGUAUCGCCUACUUGGCAGAAGUCCGCAACAGAGCUCUUUUGCCUUUGGUCGAACAUCCUGAAAUCAAGUAUGACAAGCUGUUGUAUCUGAACGAUGUCGCGUUUGAUCCCAUAGCAGCUGCUCAGCUGCUCCUAUCAACCAAUAUGGACGAGCACGGCAAUACUGCCUAUCGUGCUGCUUGCGCCGUGGAUUUUAUAAAUCCUUUCAAAUUCUACGACACUUUUGCUACUCGAGACCUGGAAGGUUACAGCAUGGGUGUCCCCUUCUUUCCGUGGUUUACAAACGCUGGCAGUGGCAGUAGCCGACGAGAUGUACUUGCAGGCAAGGAUGCCGUAAGGGUCAAGAGCUGUUGGGGAGGGAUGGUAGCUUUUGAUGCCAAACCUUUCCAAGCUAAUCCACCACUACGAUUUCGAGCAACGCCUGAUACCUAUUGGGAUGCAUCUGAAUGCUGUUUGAUCCAUGCAGAUCUCUUGGAUCAGAGUACUUUCGGUGCAGACGGCGACUACGUGGGUGUGUACAUGAAUCCAUUCAUCCGCGUUGCAUACAGUAAUACGACUCUGCCUUGGAUUCGAAAAGUUCAACGUGUGGAGCGCCUCUUUACAAUUCCGCACAAUGUCAUAAAUCAUCUAGUCGGACUUCCUUGGUUCAAUCCACGCCGGACCGAGGUAGCAGGGUCACAAGUAGAGGAGAAGGUGUGGGUAGAGGACAAGAGCCUGAAAGCAGGUGGAUCGUUCCAGAAGGAGUCUAGGGAAGCUACACGAGGUGGUUACUGUGGAAUGAGGACGUUACAGCUCAUCAAGGAGAGUCAACGGGAUGGGGAGAAGAACUGGGAGACCAUGCCUGUACCUCCGGGAUGA
Molecule: messenger RNA, 1455 nt
Organism: Letharia lupina
Lineage: Eukaryota; Fungi; Ascomycota; Lecanoromycetes; Lecanorales; Parmeliaceae
Exons: 2
Coding region: 1-1455 (484 amino acids)
Source: RefSeq, a predicted model, not a curated record